Molecule: messenger RNA, 972 nt
Organism: Plasmodium fragile
Lineage: Eukaryota; Apicomplexa; Aconoidasida; Haemosporida; Plasmodiidae
Exons: 1
Coding region: 1-972 (323 amino acids)
Source: RefSeq, a predicted model, not a curated record
AUGCGUAGAUUACUAACGGUUGAAUUGGAUAUGCAAGCACCACCACAACCAAAUAAUACAUUACUCCUCAGUCCUGGUAAGGGUCAAGAUAAAAAAGUCGCAUCGGGACAAAAGCCAGGAAAGUCUGGUAAACCAACAACGAAUGUUGCAUCAGAAGGAUCGUUACCGCAGUCACCACAGCAUAAUGUACAAAGUGAACAUGAGGAAAAGAAGCAUGGAGGCAAUGCGGUGAAGAGUGCAACGGAUAAGCAAACACCAGAGCAACAUAAAGGUCCCGGUGGUCCUAGUGCAGGCCCAGUGAAGGCAACUGCGACGGGUGCAGAUUCCGGAAAACCGAAGGCCAAAGUUGGGACAGAGGGGUUAUUAGUAGCUUCAGAAAAGAAGGAACAAGUUGAAAACACGCCCGAGAUACCCAGGGGACUUUGUAGUACACUAGCGCGAACUAUAUCUAGGAAUAAAUGGUGGAUCCCCGCUACAGUGGCCGUUCUCGGCUUCUACAUUGCAGUGCUCAUUAUCAAAUUCGGAUCCCUGACUGAUCCGACGCCUGCCCCAUCCCUUGGUUCAGUUGCAGGAAGCAUAGCAUUUAUGCUCCUGAUCAUGCUAAUUCGUUUCUACUACCGAAGGGGAAAAGCAAAAGUGCCAAAGAAAGCUCUAAAGGACAAAAUUACAUCAGAGGGAGAGCAGAAGCGUGCAGUACCCAAGAAACCAAAUGUACCUAAGAAACCAGAGGUAUCUGAGAAACCUGAAGCACCUAAGACACCGGAAGCACCUGAGAAACCCGAAACACAUAAGAAACCAGAGACACCCAAGAAGCAGGAAACACCUAAAACGGACGGAGAAUCGGACAAACCGGAAGUACCUAAGAAACCGGAGAUACCCGAGAAGCAGGACGCACCUAAGAACGGGGAAACACCUAAGAAACCGGAGACGCCCGACAAACAGGAAGCACCUAAAAAGGCAGGAGAAUCCUAA